Messenger RNA from Hevea brasiliensis (rubber tree), 2747 nucleotides. RefSeq names its product serine/threonine-protein kinase PBL34. Gene Ontology annotation, molecular function: protein kinase activity; ATP binding. NCBI's taxonomy places the organism in Eukaryota, Viridiplantae, Streptophyta, Magnoliopsida, Malpighiales, Euphorbiaceae. Gene Ontology annotation, biological process: protein phosphorylation. The record is from RefSeq and is a predicted model, not a curated record. The transcript is spliced from 6 exons. The coding region runs from base 753 to 2210 and encodes 485 amino acids.
AAUUUCAAGCUAGACACUGUCUCGCUGCCCGUUUUCUCAAACCCACUUUUCUUUUUCCCUGUUUCUCUCUCUCUCUUUCUCGCAUGUAACGCAAGUUUCUUUCUCGCAUAAAGGCUAAAGCUACCAUCUUUCCUUCUCACUCUCUCUACAGAAUCACUGGUACUGAAGAGCUUGCUGGUGGAGUCCCACCUUCACUUGGCAAUGCAGUGUGUGAGUGAAUGUGUUUUUGUGUUUGUUCGUUGAGCUGAAACAGACCCGGCAAUUUAAGUACAUUAUUCACUUAUGCCCGUUAUUGUCUUUGAUUAAUUUUCUGGGGUUUUUUUUUAUUGCUCUGCACUGCAUAUUCUUCUUAAUGCUAGCUUGACAUUGAUCAUAAUGGUGGCUCUUUCGCUUUGCAUGGUCAUUUUGUGAUCUGGGUCAUGCCCAUUUCUGUGGCCUUAGCCUUCUACACCUGAAUUACCUCGUUUGGAUUUGAGUGACAUUGGUUUGUUUUUUAAUUGGGGGCUUAUAAGUUUUAAAAAGGAUUCUCCUUUAAUGGAUUUUGUUUAGUUUUUGGUUUUUUUUACUUUUUUUUUGUUUUUAUUUUUUUAUUUUUCUUUCAUUAGCAUUAUCAAUUGGGGCGUUUUGAUGCUUGAUGAUGGGUUUGGGCUGAUUUUGGCUGAGAAGGAUCAUAAGGGAUGCAAUGGAGUUCUGAUAUAUGGGAAUUUCUCUUAGUUUAAGGUCAUAAGAAGGGUCAUAAGAAGGAUCAUAAGAUGGUUUUGGGUCCUGAUUCUGUGAACAUUGGUGCUUGGAGUGUGGGAAAAUCCAAGGGAAAAAAGAAGAAAGGUGGUGGAGCAGAGGAGACUGGAUGCUGGUUUAAGUUUAGGUUUAUGGGGAGCUGCAUUUCUUCAAGGACCAAGGCUGAUAGCUCCAUAAGUGGCACUAGCACACAAUAUGCUGAAAGUAAAUCUACAAAUGAUACUACAAAUGAUAGCAGCAGAGACCAGCCAGUUGUUCCGGUUGGAUCAUCUUCAACCGCUAGCAAUACUGAAAGCAUUCCUUCUACUCCAAACAUAGCUGAGGAACUGAAGGUUGCCUCUCAGCUUCGAAGAUUCUCCUUUAAUGAGCUUAAGUCUGCCACAAGGAGUUUUAGGCCUGAGAGUCUUCUUGGUGAGGGAGGGUUCGGCUGUGUAUUUAAAGGUUGGAUUAAUGAGGCUGGGACCAUUCCAGUUAAACCUGGCACAGGACUGCCUGUUGCAAUAAAAACUCUGAACCAUGAUGGACUUCAGGGUCAUAAAGAAUGGCUUGCUGAAGUUAAUUAUCUUGGUGACCUUCUCCAUCCUAAUUUGGUUAAGUUAAUUGGGUACUGCAUUGAGGAUGAUCAAAGGCUGCUUGUUUACGAGUUUAUGCCCCGAGGAAGCUUGGAGAAUCACCUCUUCAGAAGGUCCCUGCCUCUCCCUUGGUCCACCAGAAUGAAGAUUGCACUCGGUGCUGCACAGGGCCUUGCAUUUCUUCAUGAGGAAGCUGAACGGCCAGUGAUAUAUCGAGAUUUUAAAACAUCUAACAUCCUGCUAGAUGCUGAUUACAAUGCCAAGCUUUCUGAUUUUGGGCUUGCCAAAGAUGGUCCUGAAGGAGAUAAGACUCAUGUGUCUACACGUGUCAUGGGAACAUAUGGUUAUGCAGCGCCUGAAUACGUGAUGACAGGACAUCUUACCUCCAAGAGCGAUAUUUAUAGCUUUGGGGUGGUUUUACUUGAACUGUUAACUGGCAGAAGAUCCAUGGACAAAAACCGACCAAAUGGUGAACGUAAUUUGGUGGAAUGGGCACGACCGUAUCUUGGGGAGACGCGAAGGUUCUACCGACUGAUAGAUCCUCGCCUUGAAGGACAGUUCUCAAUCAAGGGUGCUCAGAAGGCAAUACAGUUGGCUGCUCACUGCCUCAACCGUGAUGCAAAAGCCAGACCUCUUAUGAGUGAAAUUGUUGAAGUCUUAAAACCUCUGCCCCACCUCAAGGACAUGGCCUGUUCUUCAUCCUACUUUCAGGCCAUGCAAGCAGAGCGUGGCAGCUCAAAUCCUAGAACUCGAACUGGAAGCAAAGCAUGUCAAGGGAUGUCGAGGAAUGUGCAACCAACCAGGAACCUCACCAUACCAAACGGUCCUCAUGUUUCCCCAUGCAAUCACAACCAUUUAUACAAGUCACCAACUCUGAAUGCUGGGCAACCACAGCAUUGAGUCCAUGCUCAUCCGCUUUUAUCCCAUUUACCUGAUUUAAGUUCAGGGAUUGUACUGAGAAACUCAGACCUUUUUGGGGUGCAUUUGGAAGUUUUAUAUGCUGGUGUUCUCAUAGUAAGGAGUCUAAAAGACUAAACAGUGGGAACUUUGAGAUUAAAAGAGGAUCAAGAAGGAGCUUUUCUGCAGCAUGUAACUUUUUAGGAACAUGAAAUAUCAAAUAUUGCUGCUUCUCCAGCUCUAAAGUCUUCUUUUUGUCUUCUAUAGAAUUUAAUUUUUAUUGGUUUUUUGCUUGAAAAUCAAUAGAAUCUUUUGUCUGUUUACAUUGUGGCAGUUGGAGACUUUUGCUGGUUGUUCCUAGUUUAUCUAGGAAGAGCAAUGGUGGACAGGGCCAAUUUUGUCAUUCUCUACCUUCACCUGUCCUCUCUGUCCUCUCUAAGUGUGUGUGUGUGUAUAUAUAUAUAUACACACUAAAAAAGUUGUAUAAAUUGAAUUAUAAAAUGAAUUAAGAUUAAUAAAUUCUCUUUGAAAUGUUAUUUA